AUGCCGGAGGGCGACCUGAUGAUGAUGACGUACGCGACGGGCGGCGUGCGUGAGAUGCUGCAUAACUGGGUGCUCCACGUCGAGCGGCUCGGGCUGCCGGUGCUCGUCUCGGCAAUGGACAAGGACGCGGUCGCGCUCGCCACCGAGAAGAAGUUCCACUGCCUCGACUGGUCGCACACGGCCGCCGCCGAGGACACGUCGUACGUCCGCGGCUCCGAGGCGGGCUUCCGCGCGCUGGGCGUGCGCAAGCUCGACGUGCUCCUGCCGGUGCUGCGCAUGGGCAUCAACGUCGUCCUCUCGGACGUCGACUGCGUCUGGUCGUCGUCGCCGCUACCGAUGUUUCACGGGAAGGUGGCGGGGUUCGAGGACUUUGCGGCGGCGGACCUGCUCGUGGCGAGCGACUGCAUGGACCCGAUACUCGACGUGUCGGUCCGGGACCCCGGCUGCUACCACGACUCGGUCGACAAGAACACGGGCGUGCUCGCGGUGCGCGCGACGCCAAACGGGAUCGCGGCGAUGGCGGAGUGGAAGGUGCGCCUUCAGGUGGGGGAGAAGAACGAGCAGGACCAGACGACCUUCAACGACCUGAUCGACGGCAACGGGCGCGGGCACCGGUGGGGGAUGAGCAACGCGCAGCGGUCGGACUUCAAGAAGUUCGGCGAGGCGUGGUGCGGCUCGCACAAGACAAAGAGGGGGUACAACAAGCUGUGGGCUGGAGGGGAGGACCCCGAGACGGGCGGCGCCGGCGACGCGUCGGUGGUGGCACGCGGCCGCACCACGGAGGGCUCGCGCCGCAUCUUCGACGUCUGCCUGCCCAACGUGUCGAGGCACGUCCACAUCGGCACCUUCCCGGUCACCGCCGUGGCGGGCGGCCAUACCUUCUUCGUGCAGCAGCUGCAGUCGCCGACGGCGACGUGGCCAAUGGCGGUGCACGCGACGUACCAGUUCGGCGACACGUCGGACUACGCGUUCGGCAAGCGGCAGCGCUUCCGCGACUGGGGCAUGUGGCUCGAGGACGCGCCCCUCGCGCCGCGCGAGCCGUGGGUCGGCUUCAAGGACUUGCACGCGCGCGGGCGGCAGCACGUGUCGCACCUCGAGCGGGUGCGGCAGCGGCUCGCGCACGGCUUCGCCCUCGCCCGCGCCCUCAACCGCACCGCGGUGCUGCCGACGCUCUGGUGCUACUGCGACAAGUUUUGGCACCGGCUCGACAAGUGCGCCAUCCCCUCCGCCACCGAGUCGCAGCCGCUCCCCUUCGUCUGCCCGCUCGACCACGUCAUCGACCCCUCCCUGCUGCACGGCACGAUCCCCAGCCGCAUGCGCCGCCCCCAGCGCGGGAUGCAGGCCAGCCGGGCGGACGGGCCGUGGGAGGACGGGCUCCCCUUCCGGGGGCGGCACUGGCUCCGCCAGCUCGGCGCGCACCCGCGCAUCGGCUACUCCACCGCCACCCUCAGCACCGCGCCCCCCGGCGAGGCGUCUGUCCCGAUGGAGGCGCAGCUCACGUCGCACAUCUUCCCGCACUCGUGGUGCUACCGGCCGUUUGAGAUGACGCCCGAGUGGAGUGCCGUGGCGGCCAAGGGUGCGCCCAAACGCGGCACGGAGCCGUGGUGCGUGUGGGGCUUUGCGAAGCCGGCAGUGCCGGGCGUGUGCGGUGCGGUACAGCCGGUCAAGCCGGCCGACGGUGGUGGGUGA
Messenger RNA from Emiliania huxleyi CCMP1516, 1689 nucleotides. RefSeq lists its product as hypothetical. Bases 1 to 1689 code for a protein of 562 amino acids. Gene Ontology annotation, biological process: cell wall pectin biosynthetic process. Gene Ontology annotation, molecular function: arabinosyltransferase activity. The transcript is spliced from 4 exons. The record is from RefSeq and is a predicted model, not a curated record. Lineage: Eukaryota; Haptophyta; Isochrysidales; Noelaerhabdaceae. Gene Ontology annotation, cellular component: Golgi apparatus.